CACACAAAGAUGUCUUGCUACGACCUGUGCCCACCAAAGACCAGCGUGGCCGUCCCUCAGCCCAUCGCUGAGAGCUGCAACGACCUGUGCACCCGCCAGUGCCCCGACUCCACGGCCUUCAUCCAGCCACCCCCUGUCAUGGUCACCUUCCCCGGCCCCAUCCUCAGCUCCUUCCCCCAGCAAGCCGUGGUGGGCUCCUCUGGAGCACCUGCCUUUGGGGGCAACCUGGGUCUGGGAGGCCUCUAUGGUGCCGGUGCCACCCAGGGCUCGGGGGGCCUCUGCACCUUUGGCAGAGCCUACGCUGCUCCUGCCUGCAGCCCUUGUGUCUUGCCCCGCUACAGCAAGAAGCUCUGGGACACCUGUGGACCCUGCUAGACCCAGCCCCACACACCCCACCGCCCAUGGGACAAUUCAGCCUCAUGCCUCCUCUUUUUUAUCCCCUCCUGCUCCUCUCUGUAUGAUACAUAUUUGCCUUCCUCUGGCCAUGCCCAGAUACGCAACUCCACCUUCAUCCCACUGGGCACUAGCUUGACUCUGCCAUGACGACCACCUGGCAAAAGCCUGAAGGAACAACUCUUCUGAAGCCUGGUGGGUCAACAUGCCUGCCUUUGCCUCCAGAGAUGUUUCUUUCUCCAGUCAAUAAAACAAUCCUGCAUCCAG
Calidris pugnax (ruff) is the source of this 660-nucleotide messenger RNA. RefSeq names its product scale keratin-like. Gene Ontology annotation, cellular component: intermediate filament. Gene Ontology annotation, molecular function: structural constituent of cytoskeleton. The record is from RefSeq and is a predicted model, not a curated record. The transcript has a single exon. Lineage: Eukaryota; Metazoa; Chordata; Aves; Charadriiformes; Scolopacidae. The coding region runs from base 10 to 375 and encodes 121 amino acids.